AUGGGUCUACUAGCUCUUGGAACCCCGCUGGAAUGGGAGGAUGCAAAGCACCACGCCGAUGAGGUUCGGAAGCUGGGGAUACAGCAAUUACUGGAGAUUUGGAAAAAUUAUAGAGGGAACGAGAGGGAUGUGUUGCUGUGGGGAGAUGAGCUUGAGUAUCUUGUUGUCUCCUAUGACGAGGGGGGAAGGCGUGCUCUGCUUUCGCUUCGGCAAGCCGAAAUUCUCGAGGAGCUUGCCAAUGACGAAAAAUUGCGAAAGGCAGGGGGCGGUGUCCCAGAGAUCAGUAAACCAGAAGACGUCUGUGGGCCCAUGCCAACUUUCCACCCCGAAUACGGGCGUUUCCAGAUCGAAUCGACCCCUGGUGCGCCCUUCAACCUGACCUGGAAAGAUUUGCUGUCUGUGGAGAAAGACAUGAAGCGCAGGAGAGUCAUUGCAAAGCAGCACAUGGCCAAAAACGAGGCGGUCAUCACGCUGCCAAACUUCCCGCUACUGGGCUCAAAGGACGUGUUUACUCAUCCGCCGGUCGUCGCAGAUGGGUCAAGGUCACGGAGCCAGUUCCUCUCCGACGUUGUGAUAAACCCGCACAUCCGUUUCCCCACGCUGUCGGCCAACAUACGGUCACGGCGCGGCAAGAAGGUGGCCAUCAAUAUGCCCAUCUUCUACGACGAGAAGACGCCCCGACCAUUCCGUGACCCCACAAUAGACUACGAUCGACACCUAUUUCCCGAGGACGACGAUGUGCGGAAUGGUGCAGCACAGGAGGGUCACAUCUAUAUGGACGCUAUGGGUUUUGGGAUGGGCUGCUGCUGCCUGCAGAUCACGCUGCAGGCGAAGAAUAUCGUCGAGGCGAGAAUGCUGUAUGAUCAGUUAUGCCCAUUGGGUCCGAUAAUGUUGGCCCUGACGGCGGCUACCCCGAUUUUUAAGGGCUUUUUGGCAGAUGUGGAUGUAAGGUGGAAUGUCAUCUCCCAGGCUGUGGACGAUCGUACCGAUGAAGAAAAGGGAUUGAAGCCGCUCAAGAAUAACCGUUUCGUGAUACCGAAAUCAAGAUACGAUUCGGUAUCUGCGUACAUCUCGCAGGACCCCCGUUUUAGGCCAGAGUACAAUGAUACGGAUCUUGUAAUCGACAAGGACAUUAAAAAAACACUUAUGGAUGAUGGUAUGGACGAGAACCUGGCAGCUCAUUUUGCCCACUUGUUCAUCCGGGACCCGUUGGUUAUCUUCCAGGAGACCUUAGAUGAGUCUCCAGAGGGUAAGGCGGACCAUUUUGAGAACCUCCAAUCGACGAAUUGGCAACAUAUGCGGUUUAAGCCUCCUCCACCAGGUGGUAAUAUUGGCUGGAGGGUAGAGUUCCGUAGCAUGGAGAUCCAAUUAACUGACAAUGAGAAUGCUGCAUUCGCCAUAUUCAUCGUACUUCUCACGAGGGCGAUCUUGUCUUACGGAUUGAACUUCUAUAUCCCGAUAUCCAAGGUCGAUGAGAACAUGGCAACGGCACACCGCCGCGGUGCAGUCCUGACCGAAAAGUUCUGGUUCCGCAAGAACCUUUUCCCACCGCGCAAGCCCACCAACGGGGGCACCCCAGCACCAUCACGCCCCGCCUCCCCCGGUCCCGUCGAGAGGGAGUACUGCCUCAUGACAAUCGACGAGAUCAUGAACGGCAGCAAGACCAAUGAGUUUGUGGGGCUGAUCCCCCUGAUUGAGAACUACCUCGACACGGUCAACGUCGACGUUGUGACCCGCUGCGAGUUGGCUGGAUAUUUGAGCUUGGUCUCGAAGCGCGCAAGCGGGGAGCUGCAGACGGGUGCCGCGUGGAUCAGGGAGUUUGUUCGCGCCCAUCCCGACUAUAGGGGUGAUAGCGUCGUGAGCCAAAGCAUCAACUAUGACUUGAUCAAGGCGUUGGAUAGGUUAGGGAACGGUGACGGCGUGCUGGAUGAGCAGUUGUGCGGGAGGCUGCUGGGGGGGUCACGGGCGUGA
Molecule: messenger RNA, 1971 nt
Organism: Morchella importuna
Lineage: Eukaryota; Fungi; Ascomycota; Pezizomycetes; Pezizales; Morchellaceae
Exons: 10
Coding region: 1-1971 (656 amino acids)
Biological process (GO): glutathione biosynthetic process
Cellular component (GO): glutamate-cysteine ligase complex
Molecular function (GO): glutamate-cysteine ligase activity
Source: RefSeq, a predicted model, not a curated record